AUGGCUCUGGGGAUUCUUGAGCCAAGUGUCGAGCAUGUCCCGGGGACGGUGUAUGUCUAUGAGACAGAACAGCGACUUGCUGAGCUUUUGGAGAAUGCCCAGCAUCUGAAGAAGGACAAGACGGGCCGGGUCAUUCUCGUCCCUCAACCCUCAGAUGAUCCAAAUGAUCCUUUGAAUUGGCCCAUCUGGCAACGCGAUCUCAUUCUUGGAAUCCUCUGCUUUGUGUCCUGCCUUGCCACAACAGCCUCUCCUCUCCUUGCCGCCGAUUCAACGACUCUCGCAAUCGUCUUCAAGCGAACCUUUCAAGAUGCUGCCCUUCUCACGGCCUACCAUCUCUGCGGUGUUUGCGUGGCGGGAUGGUUAUUCGUUGCAUCCGCAAGAGUCUGGGGUAAGAGACACCUGUUUCUCCUAGGAGCCUUGCUCAUGGUCGCGAGUUCUGCCUGGGGCGGUUCUACACAUAUCGGUCACGAUUAUGCUAGUCUAUUGUGGAGUCGCGUCUUCCAAGGCGUCGCAUUGGCACCUUUCGAGGCACUGGUCAAUGCUUGUGUCGGCGAUCUAUACUAUGUCCAUGAGCGUGGAGUUCGAAUGGCGAUCACAAACACAUGUCUUUUUGGAGGAGCUUUUCUGACACCAGUCUUCGUGGGCAUGAUCACUGCUCACAUGGGCUGGCAAUGGAGUUUCUUCUUCCUUUCGAUCUUCAUGGCUUUGGGAUUCUUCCUCCUAUUUUUCUUCGUGCCUGAGACGGCUUAUCGACGAGCACAUUCUCUCAACCUUGAUCUUCUUGCAGAAGAGGACUCGUCGAAAGAGACAAUUGGAAGACCUGAGAUGGCAACUGCAAAAGAUGCGGAGGGAAAGCCUCUCCACUCUUCUACAGUCGUGGAAACGUCGCACCCAAAGCAUUCCUACUGGCAACGACUGAUGCCGUUCAACGGUCGAAAAACCGAGGAGUCCUUCUUGAAGCUACUCUUGCGCCCAUUUCCGCUGUUCCUGCAUCCUGCAGUCCUCUGGGCCUGCUUGAUGCAAGGUGUGAUCAUCGGCUGGACUGUCAUGGUCGGAGUUAUACUCUCUCUGAUCUUCCUGGGCCCGCCUCUCUUCUUUAACGAAGAGAGGGCCGGCAAGAUGUACACCAGCGCGUUCAUCGGCAGCAUCAUUGGGCUGCUCGGCGCCGGUCUGUACAGCGAGCUCACUACGCGAUUCAUGAUCAAACUCAAUAAGGGCAGAUACGAACCCGAGUUUCGUAUACUCCUUGUCAUCCCGACGCUCAUGUUCUCUUGCAUCGGUCUCUACGGGUUCGGCAUCACAGCGAACGAUGUGGCCCGCUAUGGCUGGAUCGUCCCCGAGGUAUUCCUCGCAUUCAUUAUCAUCAGCAUGGUCAUGGGCUCCAUCGCCUCGGCUCAGUACCUCCUGGACGCCCAUCGCGACAUCGCAGUCGAGGCGUUCACGAACCUGAUUAUUUUCAAGAAUAUCUUCUCCUUCAUCCUGGCAUACCAUGCCUUCAAUUGGGUAUUUGCGAUCCGCAUCAACCAUUUAUUUAUUAUAUUUGGGAGCAUCGAGAUUGCCAUCUGUGUGCUGAGUGUUCCCAUGUAUAUCUUUGGCAAGAAGAACCGGGAGUUUUUCCACCGGCACGAUCUCUUGAAGAUAACGAAGCUCCGAUAA
This is a messenger RNA of Fonsecaea erecta, 1656 nucleotides long. RefSeq lists its product as hypothetical. The record is from RefSeq and is a predicted model, not a curated record. Gene Ontology annotation, biological process: transmembrane transport. Gene Ontology annotation, molecular function: transmembrane transporter activity. Lineage: Eukaryota; Fungi; Ascomycota; Eurotiomycetes; Chaetothyriales; Herpotrichiellaceae. Bases 1 to 1656 code for a protein of 551 amino acids. The transcript has 3 exons.